Molecule: messenger RNA, 1383 nt
Organism: Aplosporella prunicola CBS 121167
Lineage: Eukaryota; Fungi; Ascomycota; Dothideomycetes; Botryosphaeriales; Aplosporellaceae
Exons: 2
Coding region: 1-1383 (460 amino acids)
Biological process (GO): subtelomeric heterochromatin formation; DNA repair; DNA damage checkpoint signaling
Cellular component (GO): nucleosome; nucleus
Molecular function (GO): histone binding; histone H3K79 methyltransferase activity
Source: RefSeq, a predicted model, not a curated record
AUGCUCACGCCGGCCUCCUCAACCUCUCCGACCAGAAAACGCACCUUGACGACGAAACGCAAAGCACCCACCCCUUCCACACCCAUGUCGUCUGAUUCCGAGGGCAGCGACAACGAGGGCAGCAUCGACGGGCCUUUGACACCGCGCAAGCGAGUACGGACAAGCAGGUCGCUGGAGCCGGAUCUACGACGGCGGAUACGCUUUACGGCAGACGAGACGGCAGAGGAACGGAACCCUAGCUUUCGCAAGUUCCUGCACGGCGCGGACCUCAUACAAAGUGAUCACUGGAAGGAUGAUGCGGUCAUGGGCUUUGACUUAGCUAGGGACUUCAAGACGGCUUUCGAGAAGAACGAGGGUAUUCCUCUGGUUGAGUUGCAGUACCCUAGCAAGUCGCCACCGGAACGCUUCGCCCUUGUGCAUCCUAGAGAAAGCGAGGGCUACAAGCCCCUCGAGGACAUUAUCAACACCGUUGAGGCCAUAUGCCAGUAUUACUUCCCGGACGACGCAGAAGCGCUGAUGGACGAAAGCAACGGCUAUCCUAGACGUCUGAAGAGGGCAGUCCAACAACAAUCGCUGGACGAUUUCAAAAAGGUUCUCGAUGACUUCAACAAGAUGGUCCGCGCUGGUGUUCAUUCAGGCAAGACUGACAAAGCCUUGGACGGAAUGGGCCCUAUGCCACUCUCACUCACAACCCGCAUCAUAGACCAAACCUACAACCGCACCGUCUCCCCUCGCGUGGCUUCGCUCCGCCGGUACGAAGCCGGAUCCAACAAUGUCUACGGUGAACUGCUGAUCCCAUUCGUUCACCGCCUCUUCCGCGAAACCGACCUAAAGAGCCACCACGUCUUUGUCGAUCUGGGCUCAGGUGUCGGCAAUGUAGUCAUCCAAGCCGCGCUCGAAGUCGGCUGCGAGAGCUGGGGUAUAGAAGUGAUGCAGAACCCUUCGCGCGCCGCCAAGCUUCAACGUAGAGAAAUCAUCCCUCGCGCAGCCCGCCUGUGGAACAUCAACUUGGGCAAGAUCAACAUUUUGGCCGACGACUUUCUGGAGAACCAGCAGAUCGGUGCCGUAUUGCACCGCGCAGACGUCAUAAUCGUGAACAACAAGGCCUUCUCGCCGCAGCUGAACGGCGCGCUGCUGGACAAGUUCCUGGACUUGAAGGAAGGUGCCAAGAUCGUGUCCCUGAAGCCAUUCGUGGAUCCACAUCACGAAAUCAAAAGCUUCAACGUCAAUGAUAGGGUCAACUUGUUCACCUGCGUUGAGAAGGAGUACUUUAGCAACUGCGUCAGCUGGACCAACGAGGGCGGCAACUACUACAUCCAAACCAAGGACCGUAGCAGAUUGGACAAGUUUCUGGGGAGCCAGAAGCGGGGCAGGAGGGGAUAA